Molecule: messenger RNA, 2100 nt
Organism: Vicia villosa (hairy vetch)
Lineage: Eukaryota; Viridiplantae; Streptophyta; Magnoliopsida; Fabales; Fabaceae
Exons: 4
Coding region: 1-2100 (699 amino acids)
Source: RefSeq, a predicted model, not a curated record
AUGGCGGGUGUUGUUCCAACCGAAAUGUCCGCCAAUAGUCCAAGACGUACCGCCCAAUUUGCACGCAAUGCUCAAGGAGGAGCAAAUACGGAAAUGAAGACCGGAAUCCUCCAACUUGUUUAUGCAAAUCCAUUCACCGGAAUGGAUCAUGAGGAUCCUUUCACACAUCUCACCAAAUUUUAUGAGAUUGCGGAAAAAUUUUUAGAACGAUAUUUUCCUCAAUCCCGAUUCAUGGAGGCCAAAACGGCAAUUGCGGUUUUCAAUCAAGGAAGCAACGAGUCUUUAAAUGAUGCUUGGGAAAGAUUCAAAUCCAUGCUUAGAAAAUGCAAGGGUCAUGGUUUUUAUGAUCUCACACAAAUUCACAUCUUCCGCAAUGGACUUCAACCGGUGCACAAAACGCUUUUGGAUGCUACCGCGGGUGGUUCUCUUAUGUCCAAAAGUGUGGAGGAAGCAAUCACUAUUAUCGAUCGAAUGGCACUCAAUGAUCGACAAAGUCAACAUGAUCGAAGUCCUUCACAAAGGAAACCGGGAGUUCUUGAAUUGAACACCAAUGAUGCCAUCGUUGCGCAAAACAAGCUUCUUUCACAUCAAGUGGAGUUACUCACCCAACAAAUAACCAAACUACCGCAGCAAAUGAAAGAGAUUCAAGGAUCUCAAACUAGGCACAAUGUGGCAGCUUGUGAACUUUGUAAUGGAGAUCAUCUGACUGGGUAUCAAAGGCAACCUCCACCUCACAACAAUCCUUACCAAAGAAACAACCAAGGAAUCCAACCUUCAAGAUUCGGCAAUCAACACUAUCAACAUCAAAGUCCUUAUCAAAGUUCAAACCCACAAGGCCAAGGUCAACAAUCUCAAGGUGGGAGCUCAAAAAUGGAAGACACUCUUAUACAAUUCAUGCAAGCAUCCAUGGCUAACCAAAGGAGCAAUGAAGCGGCCAUAAAGAAUUUAGAAAAUCAAGUGGGUCAACUUGCAAAGCAAUUGUCCGAGCAACAACCGGGAGCAUAUUUUUCCGCCAACACCCAAACCAAUCCAAAGGAGCAUUGCAAAGCCAUUGUUACAAGAAGUGGGAAAGAGGUGAAUAGUGGUGUAAAUGAAGAGGUUAUAGUGGAAGAUGAGGAGGAAGUAAUAGUUGAAGAUGAAGAGGAUGAAGUGAUAGUUGAAAAUGAGGGAGAAAAGAGUGAGGAGAGAGUGGAGGAAGAAAUAGUGGAAAAAGAGCAAGAAGAAAAAGAAGAAAGAGAGAAAAAUGACAAAAAAGUGAAGAGGAAUAAAAAGAGAAAUGAGAAUAUGCUCACAAAGAAAAAUAAGUGCACGGAUAAAGAGACAGUUGUGCUUGAUGCUCAUUGUAGUGCAAUUAUUAAAAAAACUCUCCCAAGAAAGGAAGCCGAUCCGGGACAAGUCAUUUUACCGAUCACCAUUGGAGGUAACUACAUUAGUAAUGGUUUGGUUGAUUUGGGGUCUAGCAUCAAUUUAAUACCUUUAUCCGUUGUCAAGAGAUUGGGGAACAUUGAGAUGAAACACACCAGGAUAACUUUACAACUAGCCGAUAAGUCUAUCAUUUCACCAUAUGGAGUUGUACAAGACAUGCUGGUAAAGGUGGACAAAUUUUUGUUCCCGGUUGAUUUUGUGGUAGUCGACAUGGAGGAGGAUCAUGAUGUGCCAUUAAUACUUGGAAGACCAUUCAUGAAGACCACCCGAAUGAUGAUUGAUAUAGAUGAUGGGAUUAUGAAAGUAAGGGUACAAGAUAAAGAGGUAAUUUUUACUCUUUUUGAGUCUAUGAAGCCUCCUAAGGAUGAACAUGACAACUUCCGAGUUGAUGAUGAAAAAGGAGAAAUCAUUGAGGUGGAUAAUCAAUUUCACAAGGACAAGGACAAGGUAAAUCAUGAGGGGAAGACUCAUCACAAAAACUUUAAAGUUGGACAAAUGGUGCUUGUGUGCAAUUCAAGACUCAAGGUGUUUCCUAGCAAGUUAAAUUCAAAGUGGUCGGGGCCAUUUGUUGUGAAAGAGGUGCGAAAUUAUGGAUCCAUUGUGGUGGAGGACCCUAAAACACAAGAAAGCUGGACUGUAAAGGAACAAAGACUCAAAGGCUACCACGAUGGAUAA